AUGGCCCAUCCAAAAAUCCCCGCCAGCGUCAUUUUGUCGCCGCGCGAGCUAAAACUGUACAAGCGUUGGCAGUGCUUGCACGCAAACAUCCGACCAAAUGAGCAAGGCUACAUUCCCACAGCCGGCGAGUACGAAGAUUUUCAACAAUGGCUCAAGCGACAAGACUCUGGCUAUUUUUCCGACAUAUUCGACGACAUUACUGGCCACAUCGCGCCUCCCGCUUCCGAAACCACAAAGUCCACGUCAAACUCGCCUGUCGCAUCAGUCUGUCAGCACACCAUGCACCCAACAGCAGCCGGCCAACUCCAAUCCCGAUGCCCUGUGUGUACAAUUGACAUGCACGUCAAGUACAUGCACGUAUUGUCGCAAGCCCUUGAGAAUGCGGGUGGUCGUGCGCCAUCAUGCACUCUGACUAGCUCCGAGCAUCAAGACACCGUCUACAAUGCCUGGUGCAAAGGCAAGAUAGGCGCACUCAAAGAACUCUCGGUUAUUGAAAACAUGGCUGCACAAGAGUCUGAAUGGUCAGCACGGCAUCCAGAGGAGAGCCACGAAAAUGUACAAACCGCGUCCAAGGCACUAGACCUGUAUUGGGCAGAGACCACAGGACAUGUAGAUGAGCGGCCGCGUCCCAAAAGGGAUUCUGCUGUCGCAUUUGCAGAAGAUACGGAUUUUGAGCCCGGAAGACCUAAUCCGUACUUUCAUCGGAGAUCACCGCGCUACGAACCCGGCAAGUACACCGUGGUUGACGACGAUGGUGACGACGAUGACGAGGAUAUGAUCUCAGAAGACUCGGAAGACUACUCUCAUGCAAAGAGUUGUCAUGUCACUGGUGCUGAAGAGCCGGUCGCCGAAUUGCUUGAAUCAUUCCAGAAUCUUGACACAGUCGACGACAUCGAAGAUGACGAUGGCGAUAGUGACUGGGAAGACGUCGAAUCUGACGACGAGUACAGUGACGAAGAUAGUGAGGGCAGCUGCACGUAUUGGGAAGUUGAGGAGGAGGCAAGCUUCAUCGUCUUCGGCGAGGACUGA
Bipolaris zeicola 26-R-13 is the source of this 1029-nucleotide messenger RNA. RefSeq lists its product as uncharacterized. Lineage: Eukaryota; Fungi; Ascomycota; Dothideomycetes; Pleosporales; Pleosporaceae. The transcript has a single exon. The record is from RefSeq and is a predicted model, not a curated record. Bases 1 to 1029 code for a protein of 342 amino acids.